This is a messenger RNA of Pseudocercospora fijiensis CIRAD86, 4293 nucleotides long. RefSeq lists its product as uncharacterized. Lineage: Eukaryota; Fungi; Ascomycota; Dothideomycetes; Mycosphaerellales; Mycosphaerellaceae. Gene Ontology annotation, molecular function: transmembrane transporter activity. The record is from RefSeq and is a predicted model, not a curated record. The transcript is spliced from 7 exons. Gene Ontology annotation, biological process: transmembrane transport. Bases 1 to 4293 code for a protein of 1430 amino acids.
AUGUCACUCUUUUGGCGCAGCGCAUGUCCGGCAUGGCAGGCAUGUUUCUGCAUAGGUGCAGCCAUUCUCACAUUCUUCUCGGUGGAGGCAACAGCACAGCUCAACAACGAGACGUCGCCGACGCAUCAGUUCAAGUCGCGACCAGACUUGCACGCGCCAGUGAUCAAUUUCUCCAUCCUCAAGCCCGACCUCGUCACACCCGGCUACAUCUUCUUUGCGCCCUUUCGCAACCUCGAUCCGGGCCCGUACAUCUACGAUAACGCCGGCAACCUCGUAUGGUCAGGAGCAGGCCAGAGCGGUCCCCUGACCUCGCACAAACCGCACGUAUGCAAUUACAAAGGGGAGGAUCAUUUGUGCUUCUUCACCGGAGAGCAGCAUCAGGGUUUCGCGCGUGGUCAUGGAGUCAUCAUGGACAAGCACUAUCGCGUGGUGCGGACGCUUGAGGCGCAAGGCGCAGGAGCCAGUUGCGACAUGCACGAGUUCCGAAUGACACCCUACACAAAUGGGAGCACUGCACUUGUGACGGUCUAUCAGCCCAGGCAGUACGACCUCACUACGAAUCCGCGCUAUAACGUGCAAGGUGGCAUGGGCUGGAUUGUGGAAGGAGUCUUUCAGGAAAUCGACAUUGACACUGGGAGGUUGAUAUUCGAAUGGCGGUCACUAGACCACGUGGAUCCGUCCCAAGCAUGGACGUUGCCCGGAUCGACAGAUACGAGCGGCACAGGUCUGCACGAACAGGAGCCUUGGGACUAUUUCCACAUCAACUCGGUCGACAAGAACCAGGAAGGUGAUUAUUUGAUAUCGGCGAGGCAUGUCAGCGCCAUCUACAAGGUAUCGGGGAAGGAUGGCAGAAUUUUGUGGCAGCUGGGAGGCAAUAAUCCGGAUUUUGCACAAACCAAUUUCAAGUUCUCUUACCAGCAUCACGCGAGGUGGAUUUCCGAGAAUGGAACACAUACGGUGUUUUCUUUCUACGACAAUGCCAGCAACGCGUACAACAGGACCGGCAACUUCUCCCACGGAUGGAUCAUUGCGAUUGAUCACGUUGCCGAGACAGCAACAAUGAUCAAGGAAUGGGGAGCACCGGAGCCUAAGGGAGGACUUCUUUCGACCUCUCAAGGCAACAUGCAGAUGCUGCCAAAUGGCGGGUGUCACAUCGGAUGGGGCGAGCAUGCAUAUUUCUCGGAACACACCGCCGACGGUGAAACAGUCAUGUACGCUCGGGUCGCCGAAAGAGCGUCAAAUGUCAUGAUAUACAGAUCAAACAAGUACAACUGGACCGCCGAGCCUCUGACCAGCCCAGCACUUUGGACGUACAGCAGGACAGGACAAGGUCUGAUGGGAUUUUGGGUGUCAUGGAAUGGUGCCACAGAAGUCAGGAGCUGGAAGCUCUUCACAGGGCCCAGUCCGGAUGGUCCUUGGUCCUUGGUUGCAAACGUCUACAAGACUGGUUUCGAAACCGAGCACCACGUCGAGAGCUUUGCGCCUUGGUCCUAUGCGGAGGCCUCUGACAGCACAGGACGAGCGCUGGGACGAAGCGUGAUCUCCAAGACGUUCGUGCCAAGCGAUAGGAUGCGAGUGCAUUGUGGUGACCGUGGAUGCAACCACGCCUUCCGCGUACCUCCCGAGUACUCAACCCCGUACGAUGCCAAGGUCGAGACGCCGGAAGACUUUUUGUCACCGCAUCGAGGCUACAACACCAGCCAUUACUAUCAAGACCUGCCCGACGUUGCGCAGAUUGGUAGUGGCAGUGGCUCGGAUGAAUACGAUGAUGAGCACAGAGACACGAGCAGGCUCGCAGUCGGCGUGGGCCUGCUUCUUGGGGCUACUGCCGUCAUUGUGGGAUUCUACUUCUGGCGCAGAGGGACCUUGGGCAAAUUCCAAGACCGACUGUCGCACAGCUCGAUAGGAUCGCAGCUUAAUCUCGGCCGGGCGGUGCAUGGGAAGGAGUUUGGCAUGGACGAGAUGAUACCAGUAUCAGUAGACUUUGAAGGCCGGGAUCCUUCCAUUGUAUACGAGGCACGCGGCGAGACCACGAAUACUGCAGGUCAGAUCGGCUCGGACAGCAUUGUCUCGCACCAAUCCAAUGAUCAUCAGUGCCUGACUAGGGAGGCGUACUGGGGUGAUGUGGUGCAAGGAUGCGAUGCGGCGGCGGCGGCGGCGGCUGCUGUUGCUGCCAAGAGCCUCGUGCGGGUAACAGCAAACAAACAAAUUGCGAUUGCGAUUGCGAUUGCGAUUGCGACGGGAAGUGGGAGCAUUGUUGCCCAGGCCCAGGCCCAGGCUCGGCAGCGCUUGGGCUCCGAAGCUCACACGCGCGAGGAGCUCUUGCAUCGCCAGCAGCAGCUCCAGACCUCCAAUCCAAAUUCCAACGUAAUACACCAUCGCAGCUAUAGCUCAGAAAAGCCCGACCGCCCAUCCAUCCUCAAGGCUAACCAAAGUCCGCCCGACUCACCUCACACAGCCGUCGAUGAUCCAUACUUCGCAGACACCACUCCUGUACCGCCCAGCAAAGAGUGGUCAAAUGCGCCUGACACGGAAAACGGCAAUGGCAGGAUCGGUGCGCAUCUAGGCUCACAACAGAAUCCCAUGGCAUCCUCUCCGCCAUACAACGACACAAGCACAACCCACCUUCCACCUCCGCCCCCGACAUGGACGAAUAUGCCCAACAAGGGCCAAUUGGCCAUCCUCGCCGCUUCCCGCUUCGUCGACUUCUUCCAGAUGGCUGCCCUGCAGACCUUCAUGGUCCAUCAGUUGAAGAGCUUCGACCCAGAGCUUUCUGAUGUCACAAUCUCACAUCAGGCAGGUGUGCUGCAAGGCGCCUUCACAGCCGCACAAAUCGUUACGAGCAUAUUAUGGGGAAGAGCAGCGGAUCAUCCCAUGUUAGGGAGGAAGUCGGUCUUGAUGAUUGGCUUGGUGGGCACGGCGAUUGGUUGCAUUGGUGUGGGUUUCAGCACAACGUACCAGCAGGCAGUGUUUUGGCGCUUCGUGAGUGGUGCUAUAAAUGGUACUGUGGGAUCUGCCCGCACCAUGGUCGCUGAAUGUACUCCGAAGCCCUGGCAUCCGCGAGCAUUUCUGCUACUGCCCGCCGCGUUCAAUGUUGCAAAUGUAGCCGGUCCCAUUUUGGCGGGACUAUUGACAGAUCCGACGGUCAAUCUGCCAAGGCUGUUUGGUCCGGACAGUACGUUUGGUGGGGCGGAAGGUGUGCUAUGGAUGCAGACAUACCCAUAUGCUGCUGCGAACCUCAUAAGCACCGUCCUGUUACUUAUAGAGGCGUCGAUUGUUCACUUUGCGCUGAAUGAGACGUUGAAGGGCAGGGUACCGAUGGACAUCUCAAAAUUCGACCCAUUGACGAUUGUGAGGAAUGCAUACAGCCAGAUUAUGCAAAUGAAAGAUCAGGGUUACAGAAUGCUACAGCAAAGCCAAAGGGAAGCACUCCUGUCAGGACAGGAAGGUCGUGAUUCCGUGGAAAUGGACAGACUCACCACAACAGGAGAAAAGCACGAGCUCAGACCCGUGCAGCGGUUACCGUUCAGCAGGCUCUGGACGACGAAUGUUCUCUGGACACUUCUCAGCAUAGCGAUUUUCGACUUUCACAUGGGCGCCUUCGCCAAUUUGUGGAUUCUCUUCCUAGCGACUCCGCGAGACUUCGUGUCGGACGACGAGGGAGUACGGAGGAGAAGCAUGUUCAAAUUUUCGUCUGGAUUGGCAUUCCCGCCUCCGACGAUCGGUUUCGCCAUGGCCAUUAUUGGAUUUAUCGGUGUGGCCCUCCAAUUCCUGCUAUACCCAUGGGCGAAUGGACGUUUUGGCCUGAUGUGGUGCUUUAGAGGCUCGCUCUUCUUUUUCCCAGCGGCCUACUAUUUGGCGCCCUACCUGGCACUGCUCCCCUCCACGACCGCCCCUCCCGAACCCUCAAGCGGCGUCAUCAUCUGGCUCGGAAUCAGCUUUGUCCUGUUUCUUCAAGUCGCUGCCCGUACAUUCGCCCUGCCUGCAUCCAUCAUUCUACUUAAUAACAGCUCCCCACAUCCUAGCGUCUUAGCAACGAUUCAUGGAAUUGGAAAUGCAUGCAGCGCCCUAUUCAGAACGAUUGGCCCUAUGCUUGCCGGGUACUGGUUUGGAAUUUGGACUGAAAGAGGUAUUGUAGGCAUGGCAUGGUGGAUCGUUGCGACGAUCGCGGCAUUUGGAUGUAUUGCUAGCUUCAAAGUCAGGAAUGGCAGCGGGCAUGAAAUUUUCUUGCCCGGAGAAGAAGACGAAAUGAAGGCUUCUGAAACGGGUCAAGGGAGCGGGGACGGAAGAUAG